CUGGGAAGAUGGCGGCGGCGGCGGCGACAGUCGGGGCCGGUUUUGCGAGUGCGGAUUUCUCCGACCUGCGAGAAAUUAAGAAGCAGCUGCUGGACGUGGCGGAGCGGAGCCGAGAACGCGGCCUGCAGCAUAGUGGGAAAUGGGCCUCAGAGCUGGCUUUUGCCCUGGACCCUCUGCCCUUGAAUGAGCUGCCUCCUGCACCCGCACUCACAGAGGAAGAUGCCCGUGAUUUGGAUGCUUACACCCUUGCUAAAUCUUACUUUGAUCUGAAAGAAUAUGACAGGGCUGCUUACUUUCUCCGGGGCUGCAAGAGCCAGAAGGCUUAUUUCCUGUAUAUGUACUCCAGAUAUCUGUCAGGUGAAAAAAAGAAGGACGACGAAACAGUGGAUAGUCUGGGUCCUUUAGAGAAGGGACAGGUGAAGAAUGAAGUUCUAAGGGAGUUACGGGUAGAGCUUAGCAAGAAACACAAAGCCCGAGAGCUGGAUGGAUUUGGCCUGUAUCUGUAUGGAGUUGUGUUGCGAAAGCUGGACCUAGUGAAAGAGGCCAUUGAUGUGUUUGUUGAAGCUACCCAUGUUUUGCCGUUGCACUGGGGGGCCUGGCUGGAGCUUUGUAACUUGAUCACAGACAAAGAAAUGCUGAAGUUCCUGUCCUUGCCAGAUACCUGGAUGAAGGAGUUCUUCCUGGCACACAUCUACACGGAGCUGCAGCUGAUAGAGGAGGCCUUGCAGAAGUAUCAGAGUCUUAUUGAUGCUGGAUUUUCCAAGAGCACCUAUAUUAUCUCUCAGAUUGCAGUGGCCUAUCACAAUAUCCGAGAUAUUGAUAAAGCUUUGUCCAUCUUCAAUGAACUAAGAAAACAAGACCCUUACAGGAUCGAAAAUAUGGACACCUUCUCCAAUCUGCUAUAUGUCAGGGGUAUGAAGCCUGAAUUGAGCUAUUUGGCUCAUAACCUAUGUGAGAUAGACAAGUACCGUGUUGAGACGUGCUGCGUAAUAGGGAAUUACUAUAGUUUGCGCUCUCAGCAUGAGAAAGCAGCACUCUACUUCCAAAGAGCAUUGAAGCUGAAUCCUAGGUAUCUUGGAGCAUGGACCCUCAUGGGGCAUGAAUACAUGGAGAUGAAAAACACCUCAGCAGCUAUUCAGGCAUACAGACAUGCCAUAGAAGUGAAUAAAAGAGACUACAGAGCAUGGUAUGGACUGGGUCAAACCUAUGAAAUCCUCAAGAUGCCAUUUUACUGCCUCUAUUAUUAUCGACGAGCCCAUCAACUCAGACCGAAUGAUUCCCGUAUGUUGGUUGCACUUGGAGAAUGUUAUGAGAAAUUAAAUCAGCUAGAAGAAGCCAAAAAGUGUUAUUGGCGAGCAUAUGCAGUAGGAGAUGUGGAAAAAAUGGCACUGGUGAAACUAGCAAAGCUUCACGAGCAGUUGAAUGAAUCAGAGCAAGCUGCUCAGUGCUAUAUCAAAUACAUCCAAGAUAUCUAUUCUUGUGGGGAAAUAGUGGAGCACCUGGAAGUGAGCACUGCCUUCCGCUACUUGGCUCAGUACUACUUCAAGUGUAAACUCUGGGAUGAAGCCUCAGCCUGUGCCCAGAAAUGUUGUGCGUUCAAUGAUACAAGAGAAGAAGGAAAGGCCCUCUUGCGGCAAAUCUUACAGUUACGAAAUCAAGGGGAGACAUCGUCCACAGAGAUUGCCACGCCCUUUUUACUUCCUUCUUCACUAUCUGCGAACAACACUCCAACACGUCGUGUGUCACCACUGAACUUGUCUAAUAUUACACCUUAAACUGUGCCUGCCUCGCUAAGCUGGCCUAUCUUGAAAGGUAAUCCAGCUGGAACCUGGAUUUUUCCUUUUAAUAGUACCACUAUAGGGAGGGUUCUGUAUUCAGUGCUGCCUUCUUUGGAAGGCUGAACGUUUAUAAUUCAUUCUUGGGGCUAGCUAUCGUACCGCACCUGUCAAAGAUGUUGGUUCAAUUUAUAUAUUGAGUGAGCUGACUCCACGCUAAUCUUCAUCCAUUUUCUCUUCUUACUAGUACAAUCUCAGUGUAAGAAAAGAACACGUCUUUCUAUACAGCAACAUUUUUGGAAUUGAUAUUCUGCCCCUUUUCUCUUCACUGCAUUCCUUUUUCCAGUGCGUCAUAACAUGAAGGUUGCCAGUGUGUUAAUUAGAAAGCAUCUUAGGAGGCUACUGAUCCCAUCCUUUUGCUUUUAACUUUGAGCAGCACAGCUGCCUUGGAUUAAGAUUUUGUUUUCAUUGAUGGUGUUAUGCAAGCUAGUAACAGAGUGGUGAUGAGACUAUCAUCUGUGUUUAAACCAACAGUGCUGUGUUGUCGCUGCUUUUCCAUAUCUACUGGCUCUAAGAACAACAAUUACUUUUUGAAAGGAAAGGCAAAACACCUAUUUGUUUUUUGUUGCUCAGGAAUAAGGCAGAGCUAUUCCUUAGGAGGAGCUCUUCUUCAGUUCUUUGAACUAGGAGCUAGUAUGCUGUAAAGAGGUGUCCUAGUGGGAUGCAGUUUAAACAUUGAAUAUGAACUUGUAGCUUAAAUUUAUGGUUGUGAUCAAUUUUAGGUGUGAUAAAGAACAUCAACGGGCUAGCUUAUGCCAAUGAUGUAAGAACUCAAGGGAAGCAGAAUGAGGACUCAUUUUUUUUGUUUAAGCAGGUAAUACGAUCAACCAGACUUAAAUUCUACUUCCAUCAUUAAAUUGUUUUUAUCUGCACAUCUCGUCACUUAUUUCAGUAAAAUGUAGAACAGUGGCUUCCCUUGUACAGCAGAGACGAUGGGCGGCAGCGUUCAUGUUUUGUAACUGAUUUUUCUUACCCUUCCAACGGCAUCAGGAUGGUAGAAAGAGCCCUCUGAGGUAGGCUAAUCAGUAUGCAUUAGCUCUUUAAUGAGCUGCAUACUUGAGCAGGUGUUUUGAGCCAGUUGUUGUGGCUUUAUGUCCAACACUGUACCUACCCAAUGUGCCUCAAGUGUUAGAUGUAUUCAUCACUGAAGGCCAAAGGACAUAAUAGUUUGAAACAAGACAAUUCGUGAAUAACAAUCGCAGAAGAAAAAUUGUUUUCUAAAACACUGUCAUGUUAAUGUAAUCAAAAUGACAACAUCCCAAACUUCUCUACCUGUAUUCAUUUUUGGCUGCUCCUUGCUGUAACGUUCAUAGAGACUGAUGCAAAACACAAACAUCUUCUGUAAAAGGGUCAUAUCUCCAUUUAGAAUAUCUUUCGCAGGUUGGAGAAAUUGUAAAUCAGGGCUGGAUAAUGUGUGGCCCUCCAGACAUUUUGGCUUUCAACUCCCAGCAGCCAUAUCCAGCACACCCAAUGGUUUGGGCUCAUGUGAGUUGAAGCCUUCUAGACGUUUCAGCCUACAAAUUGCCCAGUGCCUGUGGUAGACGUUUAGUGUGAGGGGUGCAUGCAAGUCAUACACUAUUUUCUUAAUUGGUGUCAUCCUUUAGAAGGUAGUGUAAUGUGCCCUUUACCAUUUUGUAAAGGUAGUGCUGCAAAUCUUGAGUUGAUGACUGAACCAGCAGCUAAUAAAUU
This is a messenger RNA of Elgaria multicarinata webbii, 3524 nucleotides long. RefSeq names its product cell division cycle 23 (gene CDC23). Gene Ontology annotation, molecular function: protein binding. Gene Ontology annotation, cellular component: anaphase-promoting complex. The record is from RefSeq and is a predicted model, not a curated record. Lineage: Eukaryota; Metazoa; Chordata; Lepidosauria; Squamata; Anguidae. Gene Ontology annotation, biological process: anaphase-promoting complex-dependent catabolic process; positive regulation of mitotic metaphase/anaphase transition; protein ubiquitination. Bases 9 to 1775 code for a protein of 588 amino acids. The transcript has 16 exons.